UAUUUUGACUAAACCGUCUUCUUUCUGUCCAAAGUUUCAAACCCAAUAACCAAGAUUGUGUUUUCUUUAUGGCAGCUGUUGUUUAGGAUGUUUUUUUUUUUCUUAAUCUCCUGAGGAAUCAGUUGGGGGUGGGAUAAAAAACUUUAACUUUUAGGAACCUUCUGUUCCACCUCAGAUUCAGUACACAGCCUUUAGCUGAGCAAGCCAUUUUUGGAUUAUUCACGUGGAUACCCGCAUAUACAAUUGAUUGACCCAAUGGGAGCUGGGGAAGAGAGCACUCCUACAAAGACUUCAAAGCCGCCAUUAACUCAGGAGACACCAACCGCACCUUCAUAUCCUGAUUGGUCAAGCUCUAUGCAGGCUUAUUAUAGUGCUGGAGCUACUCCUCCUUUCUUUGCCUCACCUGUUGCUUCUCCUGCUCCCCACCCAUACAUGUGGGGAGGUCAGCAUCCUCUUAUGCCUCCUUAUGGGACUCCAGUUCCAUAUCCAGCUUUAUAUCCUCCUGCCGGAGUUUAUGCUCAUCCUAACAUUGCCACGCCGGCUCCAAAUAUUGCGCUGGCAAAUCCUGAAUCAGAUGGGAAGGGGCCUGAAGGGAAGGAUCGGAAUUCAAGUAAAAAGUUAAAGGUCUGUUCUGGUGGCAAGGCAGGCGACAAUGGGAAAGUUACUUCGGGUUCCGGAAAUGAUGGUGCCACACAAAGUGAUGAAAGCAGAAGUGAAGGUACAUCAGAUACAAAUGAUGAAAAUGAUAACAAUGAAUUUGCUGCAAACAAGAAGGGAAGCUUUGAUCAAAUGCUUGCAGAUGGAGCCAGUGCACAGAAUAAUCCUGCAAAAGAGAAUCACCCGACUUCUAUACAUGGAAAUCCUGUCACGGUACCUGCAACUAACCUAAAUAUUGGAAUGGACGUGUGGAAUGCAGCAGCUGCCGGUCCUGGAGCGAUCAAACUACAGCCAAAUGCAACUGGUCCAGUUAUAGGACAUGAAGGAAGGAUGAAUGAUCAGUGGAUUCAGGAGGAACGUGAACUUAAAAGGCAAAAGAGAAAGCAAUCUAAUAGGGAGUCAGCUAGGAGGUCAAGGCUCCGCAAGCAGGCAGAGUGUGAAGAGCUACAACGUAGAGUAGAAGCAUUGAGCCAUGAGAAUCAUUCACUCAAAGAUGAGCUCCAACGGCUCUCUGAGGAAUGUGAGAAGCUUACCUCGGAGAAUAAUUCGAUAAAGGAAGAGUUAAUACUACUUUGUGGACCAGACGUUGUGUCUAAGCUAGAGAGGAAUGAUAUUGCCGCACGUAUUCAAUCUAAUGUUGAGGAAGCUAGUUAAGGAGAAGUGAAAAAUCCAGGACUGAGUAGGUGAUUUUAGUUACAAAGUGCUCACAGAUCAUUGCUUUUUUGGUGCAGCAGAAUGAGAAAUGUUUGUUGUCCUACUAACCUAUACCCCCUUUAGCUCCCUUUCUGAGUGUGACUGUAAGUUGUAACAUAUAUUUCUAACCCCAGUGUUAAGAGUUUGAGUCUGUUUAACUUAUCUUUAAAUUAACUUCAAUAGUUCAGAAGUCUUCAAGUGAUGUUGGA
This is a messenger RNA of Solanum verrucosum, 1559 nucleotides long. Its product is annotated as G-box-binding factor 1-like. NCBI's taxonomy places the organism in Eukaryota, Viridiplantae, Streptophyta, Magnoliopsida, Solanales, Solanaceae. Gene Ontology annotation, biological process: regulation of DNA-templated transcription. Gene Ontology annotation, cellular component: nucleus. The record is from RefSeq and is a predicted model, not a curated record. Gene Ontology annotation, molecular function: DNA-binding transcription factor activity; sequence-specific DNA binding. The transcript is spliced from 12 exons. The coding region runs from base 256 to 1311 and encodes 351 amino acids.